AUGCAGUCAAUCGCUUCUCCUCAGCAACAAGACCCAAGAAAUGUAAGUAAUGGAAAUGGGAGCGGAAAUGCGAGUAAUCCUCCCGCAACAACUACCACAAUAGUACCAAUUUCAACAACAGCACAGCCACAACCUACAGCUCCACAACCUUCUCCAUCUCAGCAACCACAGCCUUUCCCAUCUCAGCAACCGCAACCUUCCCCAUUUCAACAAUUAUCACCACUAUCACCAACAACAGCACAACCACAAGCUACAGCUCCACAACCUUCACCAUCUCAACAACCAAAACCUUCACCAUCUCAGCAAUCACAACCUUCUCCAUCUCAACAACCAUCAACAACAACAGCACAACCACAACCUUCUCCACUUCAACCAUCACAAAUAACAGCGCAACCGCAACCUUCCGCUCCAAAACCAUCUUCUUCAUCUCAACAACCAUUAUCAACAACACAGCAAACACAAUUUCAACCAUCAACAACAGUACAACCACAAACAUCAACAACAGUACAACCACAAACUUCAGUGUCUAAAACGCUUACCGAUACAUCACCGCUGACACCAUCACCGUCCCCAUCUUAUGGAAAUACAAAACCAGGAAACAGUCCCACAGUUCCUAAUAACCCGAUUAGUUCAUCUCCUUAUGUGCCUAUAUCUUCAGUGUCUAAAACGCUUACCGAUACAUCACCGCUGACACCAUCACCGUCCCCAUCUUAUGGAAAUCCAAAACCAGGAAACAGUCUUAAUAACCCGAUUAGUUCAUCUCCUUAUGUGUCUAUAUCUUCAGUGUCUAAAACGCUUACCGAUACAUCACCGCUGACACCAUCACC
Molecule: messenger RNA, 827 nt
Organism: Ambispora gerdemannii
Lineage: Eukaryota; Fungi; Glomeromycota; Glomeromycetes; Archaeosporales; Ambisporaceae
Source: the annotation of a GenBank genome assembly